AUGGCCCCCGUUGCAUACGCCAGUCCUAACCCACCCAGCCAACCUUCUAAGGCUAUCCCUUCUUCAACAACCUCCUUUGCGAGUGAUCUCCAGGGCUCACGCGACGCGCGGCGCGCGGAGGAGACUUACCAAGAGAACCUAACUAGGGACCGUGUCUUUUCCUUCUUCGACACGGCGCUUGAGACCAUUACGCUCACGGUGAGUGAAAAAGAUAAAUACUCGGGUGCGCAGCUUUCGCAGCGCUUCCUCGCAGCGGCACAGGUGGACGAACUCAUGACCGGAAAAAAGUGCAUGCGCUUGGACAAGCUAUUGGCCAAGGUAGCCCCGCCACUGUUUCAGCCGCCUCAGUACACGAACUGGGUGCUCUUUGCGAUUGUUACUGCCAAGUCUGAGCCAAAACAUGCGGCGGAAAACAAGGGAAAGUACAUGCGAUUGACGUUGAGCGACUUCUACAGCACCGUAGAGCUCAUGCUCUUUGGGAAAGCGUUCGACAAGUUCUGGAAAACGCUGGUGGGCAAUGUAGUGGCGAUUUUGAACCCAGAUAUCUGGCCGUACAAGCGUACAGAUUCCGGAUACAAGCUCUUCAAUCUCUCAAUCAAGGAUGACCUCAACUGCCUUAUAGAGAUUGGGCGGGCGCGCGAUUUUGGCACGUGCCCGUCAGUGAAGCGUGAUGGUGCAGUGUGUGCGGCACCUAUCAACCGUGCGAAAGAGCUGCACUGCCACUUCCAUGUGGAGUUAUCAUUCCGUAAAACCACGGGAAAACGUAUGGAGUUCAACAGCGCCGUCAGCAUGUUUGGGCCGGGUUCCACGGUCAACGGCACGCGACACCAGGACCAGGUGUACAUGGGGGGCAACGCGACGAAGGGCUUCAAGGGAAAGUUGGUGACGGACCCGUAUGCUCCGAAGGUGGACAAGUACGACGGAAAUAUGAUGUACUUCAGCAAUCGGCAUGCGGGGAAGGCGUUCUUUGACGAUGAGUACCAGAACCCGAAGAUUCUCGGGGACAUGGCUGCGAUGCGGCGCACGCGAAAAGACGCUACGGAUGAGGUCGCGUUGAGACGCAAGCUCGCCAAGAUCAAGGGCGGGAGCUCGCUCGUGAACAGCUUGGAGGAGGACGAGCAGACGCGCGAAGCCAAGUCGAAGGUAGCCCAAACUGCCUUCAACCCACAUGUUUUGAACAAAAUCGGGUUUAAUCCCACGAGACGUUUGUACGAAUCUGCGAACCACCAUUUAGACACAUCCAAAAGCGACAUCAGCAAGGAGUUGGACAUGUUACGCGCAAUGUCCGAUACAAAGCAGCGGAAGUUGACCGCCACAAAGAGUGAUCGCGUUAUGAAGAAGAAGGCCUGGGAGGCUAACAUCAGCAAGUUGAAAGACUACACAAACAGGGCGCAUCUCAAGGGGAAGUACGGUGAUGACUUUGGCGAUGUGGACUUUAGUGAUGUGAGCGAGAGUGACAGCGAGAUUGAGAUCGAUUUUGGGGGGAAUGCGAAGUUUGAAGAGUACCAGAAGGUGAUUGGAAAGGAAAGCCCAUCGAAAGUUAACUGA
Molecule: messenger RNA, 1548 nt
Organism: Babjeviella inositovora NRRL Y-12698
Lineage: Eukaryota; Fungi; Ascomycota; Pichiomycetes; Serinales
Exons: 1
Coding region: 1-1548 (515 amino acids)
Biological process (GO): DNA replication initiation; DNA replication
Cellular component (GO): nucleus; replication fork protection complex
Molecular function (GO): single-stranded DNA binding; DNA replication origin binding
Source: RefSeq, a predicted model, not a curated record